Panicum virgatum (switchgrass) is the source of this 3008-nucleotide messenger RNA. RefSeq lists its product as uncharacterized. The transcript has a single exon. The record is from RefSeq and is a predicted model, not a curated record. The coding region runs from base 142 to 2610 and encodes 822 amino acids. NCBI's taxonomy places the organism in Eukaryota, Viridiplantae, Streptophyta, Magnoliopsida, Poales, Poaceae.
GACGGGGUGAGCGAGCCCGCCAAUGUUUGCUUGCAAGGCCUCCUCCAUAUCUCUCAAUCGUACUACACCUUGAGUGAUUGUCGAGUCAAAUUAAACAAACUAGAGAAAGAGAGACACACACAGAGAGAGACACCGAGGGAGAUGUUUGACGUGUGGAGCGCUGUGCGAUGGUGGGACGAUUGGCAGCUGCGCGUCCUCGUCCUUGGCAGCCUGUGCCUGCAGUGGUUCCUCCUGCUGGCUGCCCCGCUGCGCAAGUACACCAUCCCGCGCGUCAUCCGGACCUGCAUCUGGCUGGCGUUCGUGUCCAGCGACGCCCUGGCGAUCUACUCGCUCGCCACCCUCUUCAAUCGCCACGCCAAGGCCGCCACCGCCACCAGCGGCGGCGGCUAUCCUCCUCUUCCUCCUGGGGCUGCUGGGAGCGAGCAGCUCAAGUCCAACAUCCUGGAGAUCCUGUGGGCGCCCAUCCUGCUCAUCCACCUCGGCGGGCAGCAGGAGCUCACCGCCUACACCAUCGAGGACAACGAGCUGUGGAUGCGGCACACCAUCACCCUGCUGUCCCAGGUCGCGGUCGCCCUCUACUCCUUCUACAAGUCGUGGCCGGCCGCCGGCGACUGGCGGCUGCUGUCGACGGCGGUGCUGCUCUUCAUCAUCGGCGUCGUCAGCUUCAGCGAGAAGCCGUGGGCUCUCAGCAGGGCCAAGAUCAACAGGCUGGCCGACGUGUCCUCCGUGAUACAAGGAACAAAGACGCGCUCCGAGUGGAGGGAGCGCCUGAACCAGUUCUUCUUGUUCGAGAGCGUCACCAGGCUCUUCGUUCAAAACAAGGAGAGCUUCGCCAACAAGCUGCGAACAAGUUUCUCGACGCGUAGGGGCAGGGGCCGGGGCGAGGACAGCGGAAAGCCGCAGGUCGCCCUCAAGGAUGGGGACAAAGUCUUCAUGAUACUCUCGGACAUGUCCAUCUCGGCUGCUGCCGACGAGCUGAAGAAGAAUGGAAGAGUCAGCAGCGUGGAUGAGGUGUUUGGAUCCCUGGGCCGCGACAGCUUCGGCGAGCUGGGCGUGCGCCCAUGGCUGCGCGGCGCGUUCGCCUUCAUCUACACCCGGGCCUCGGUGGUCUUCACCCUUCCGUACCUGCUCUACCAUCUGCUGGCAGUCCCGGCGCUGCACAUCGCCGCGUUGGUGCUCUUCGCAACCAGCGACAAGCAGCCCUACAAGCGCACCGACGUGAAGAUAACGUACAUCCUUCUGUGCCUCACCGCCGCGCUGGAUUUCUUCGCGGUGUUCAUCCGGCAGGUGCUGUACCUGCUCAUGUCCAACACAAAAGUCCCGUCCUUGUGCGAGACGGUGCCCAGCUACAACCUCGUGGACACGGUUCUCCGGGAGAGGAAGAAGGACAUUGGGUGGAUGUACAAGCUCGCCAGGUGGUUGGACCUCAAGAUGGAGUACUUCUCCUGCAAGCGUGAUCUCGGCCAGCUGUACAGAAUGGUCGCGGGGAUGGUGAUUACGGAUCUGGGCCGCAUGAAAGGCCGGGAUCUUGCCAGUUACAGGACCUUCACGGUGCCACCUCCAGACGUCGAGGAGAUACCCAUCCGCACCAGCAGCUCGUCAGAGGGAAAGAGCCCAGCAAUCUACAAGGACGAGAGCAGAGGUGAACAGGAACGCCGCGCAAUGCCGCCACGGAAAAGAAACUGGGCUCUGAGUGAGGAGCUUCAACAACUAUGCACCGAAGAAAUGCGAAAGAGCCUGCUCGGGUCAUUCGACCGGAGCGUCCUCCUCUGGCACAUCGCCACCGAUCUCUGCUUCCGCAAAAAGAACAAGGCCAGGAUGGAGCCUGGUGAGGAAUCUGCAUCUUCGCGGACUACUCCUGACCAAGGUGUAGUAAAGUGUUGUACAAUUUUUGGUUAUACCAUAAGGUGGUGCUCUCGGCGGUCCAGCCCGACGAGGAGUGAUCUGCAGCUUCGUAUUGAGUGCGCACAAGCAAUAUCCAACUACAUGGUGCACCUGCUCAACUUCAACCCCGAGAUGCUGCUGACCGGCAGCCGGAAGCAUCUCAUCACCGAAGCCAUGAAGGAAAUCGACUCCUCCUUCGUGGUCAAGGGGGAUGACUCCAUGCUCAACCUCAUAGACGGAGAGCAGCUCGUCGACAGAUUGGCGAAGGAAGCAUCUCAUCACCGAAGCCGGAAGCAUCUCAUCACCGAAGCCAUGAAGGAAAUCGACUCCUCCUUCGUGGUCAAGGGGGAUGGCUCAGAUUCAGCACGCAAGAAAACAACACUACACAUCCAAGAUGCAUGCAGGCUUGCAAAUGAGUUGCUGGCGAUAGACUACGAGAAGCGCUGGAACCUUCUGUACCAGGUGUGGCUGGGCAUGCUGUGCUACUCUGCCAGCAUGUGCAGGGGCUACCUGCACGCCAAGAGCUUGGGCGAAGGAGGCGAGUUCCUUUCCUACGCCUGGCUCAUCCUCUCGCUCAAGGGGGCCAUCACCCUGGCCGACAAGCUUCAGAUGCCCGCGGAGACGACCGAAGAUGCUGGUGACCCUGAAUCAACUGAGGAAGAACAUCAAAAGAAAGCCUUGGGCAAGUUGAAGGGUGCGCUAAGAAAGAAGCCGGGCCUCUCAUAGGCAAGCAAGGAUGACAAAAUGCCCCGUGGAUGUUUCCGCUGCCUGCGUGGUUGCUUGCAUUGGUUUACCUUAUUCUGGACUCUGGUGUCGUCGUUGUCGUCGUGUUGGUUUGGUCGCUGUUUGCUUGCUUGCUUGCUUGUUUGUUUUGGUCGCGAUGCCGCUGCACGGGUGCAGGUGCCUUGUGUUGCUUCAUUGGCUUGGCGGCUAAUCUGGUAUUCAGGUGUGUGCUGCUACCGGUUUGGUUAGUUUUUUGUGCUGUCGUGUGUGCCAUCAUACAAUUGGCGGCUUAAUAAGCUGAGCGCUUGAGCCCUGCUUCUGUUGUACCGAGUGUUUUUAACUUGUUUCUGCAAUUAUAAUAAAUAAGAUCCUGAGCUCCUGGCUCCGAUGUAUUGUGCCUA